This is a messenger RNA of Branchiostoma belcheri (Belcher's lancelet), 2459 nucleotides long. RefSeq lists its product as uncharacterized. The coding region runs from base 215 to 1816 and encodes 533 amino acids. The record is from RefSeq and is a predicted model, not a curated record. Lineage: Eukaryota; Metazoa; Chordata; Leptocardii; Amphioxiformes; Branchiostomatidae. The transcript has 10 exons.
AACAUCCUGGGUACGAGUCAGCUACGUCACAUGGCGUGCCUAGGCAGGAUCGAUAUCACUUCCGGGUACGCGUAGGCGUAACCCCUGAACAUUCCCUACAAAACAAGCUGCAGUUGUCGCCAGGGCACACUGCCAUCCGAUUGAACACUUGGGACAGGAAGACAGCACGAUCGCCGACCCUGAAUCCAAGUGCAGGUGUCUGAAUCAAGGCAACAUGGCUUCUCCCGUCAAGUCGUCCCGGUUCCGAACCUUGAAGGUCACCAAGAAGACGUCCAUCAAGGACUUCGUGUCGGCCCACAAGCUGGAGUUCGAGAAAGGGAAGGGCUUCUAUCAGCUGACCAAGCCAGAGAUCAUACAGGACUACAAGGAGAUCGUUGCGCGCAGGAAGUCAGAUGGAGCCUUCAUCAGCGGCAGCGCGGUCAGAACCACGCUGGGGAUCCCUGCCGACGCCGGGAAGAAGUUCAAGUUCGAUCUGGCCAAGAUCCCAGACUUCGACGUCUUCGUCCAGAGCACCUCGUACAACCGAGCCCUGAUGCCGGACACCGAGUUUCUGUACGAGGUCGGCGGUGGAGGGGACGAGCCGGCCCCGGCGGUGACUCCUCCUGCAGGCGGGAAGAAGAGGAAGGCCGAAGCUGCGCCGGCUGCGACCGCCGCUACGAAGAAACGUGGAGUGAAGGCUGAACCAGAGGCUGAACCAGCGGCAGGGACGUCGGCUCCCCCUCCCGCACCCCCUGGAGGAGGCGGGCCGAUGGAAAUUGUCUUCUGUUUCGACACCACCGGGUCCAUGUAUCCUUGCCUUGCAGAGGUCAGGAAGAAGAUCCAGGACGUGGUGAAGAGGUUACACAAGGAUAUCGCCGGGAUCCGCAUGGCUCUCAUGGCGCACGGAGACUACAUGGACGCCACUACCACCUACGACGUGACGUGGCUGGACUUCACUACUGACCAGAAGAGGCUGUGCAACUGGGCCAACAGCGUCCAGGCCACCUACGGCCACGACCUCGACGAGUGUUAUGAACUGGCGCUUCGGAAGGUCCGUACGGAGCUGUCCUGGACCCCCGGCACACAGCGCUCCCUGGUCAUGAUCGGGGACUGUGAGCCGCACGCCCCCAACUUCCACCUCAACAAGGACAAGAUCGACUGGAAGAAGGAGACGGACCUGCUGUUGGAGAUGGGUGUACACAUCUAUGCUGUACAGGCGCUAAACAGGGGUCCCUCCACCAAGUUCUACAAAGAACUGGCGCGCAGGACGCACGGCUGCCACCUGAACCUGAACCAGUUCGCCUCCAUCGUGGACUUCAUGAUGGCCAUCUGUUACCGGGAGCGUGGGGCCGAUCAGUUGGAGGCUUAUGAGAAAGAAGUUCGUUCCCGAAAAGGUGGCGGCGGGAUGAACCGGGAGCUCCAUCAGUUGUUUGACGUGUUGGCCGGCAGGACGACCACCUUCACCGCCGCCGGCGCCGCAGACGGAGACCUGGUGCCUGUCAAACCCUCCAGGUUCCAGGUCCUGACCGUGGACGAAAGGUGCGACAUCAAGACGUUUGUCUCGAACAACAGUCUGAUCUUCAAGACAGGGAGGGGAUUCUACGAGUUCACCAAGCCCGAGAAAAUCUCCGAUAAGAAAGAGGUGGUGCUGGUUGACAAGACCACAGGAGACAUGUUCACUGGCCCCGAGGCGUGUGACAUGAUCGGUGCUGGAGGGUCAGGCAGGAUCAAACCCGCUUCACUGGACAGUUGGCGCGUGUUUGUGCAGAGUACUUCCUACAACAGGGUGCUGAUGCCCGAUACCGGCUUCCUGUAUGAAGUCGACCCUGACCACUGAAGAGUUGGAAGACCACGCGCAUCACCAAAGAUGUUUCAGAGACCAACCAUUUUUCCGGAUUAGAUUUUAUUAGAGGGUGAUUUUUAAAAAUCCACAUAAAUAAAUAUAAGUCGCGUGAUUUCACUCUUUCCAUUUUUAAAGUUCUUGGCAUCAAUGUUAAUGUGAAUGAUAUAUUAUAUUUGAUGUUGCUGUAUUUGACUGUAUUUUUACCUUGCACAUUGUCUCUCUAUUAUGAUAAAUUUUAUCAGAGGAAGAUUUUUUUAAUUCACAUAAAUGAAUAUACAGUGAUCGUAAAUCGUGUGAUUUCACUCUCUCCAUUUAUAAAGUUCUUGGCAAUAAUGUUAAUGUGAAUGACAUUAUAUUUGCUGUUGCUGUAUUUGACUACUAUGUUUUGUACCUUGCACAUUGUCUUACUAUAAGUCCCAUAUAAAUAUAAACACAUAAAGAUCUCUGAUUUGCUAAGAAUAGAUCCGAUAUGGGAAUCUAACAGUAGAAGUUUUGUAACUUAUGUUUCAUUUUAUCAUGUUAUGUUGACCCCAGGAAGAAUAGUGCUUAAGCACUAAUAUUAGGGAUCGUAAUAAAAACAAACAGCCACUACGUGGAAGUGUCUAAUAUACAAUUUAGUUGAUCAUGUAAUAUUUAA